AUGAGGGAUUCUACGAUCUUAUUAUCAAUCAUUGGGUUGAUUGUCCUUUCUAUUGCGUACGUCUCGGCUGAAACCCAAGAUGAAGGGGAAGGAAGCACCCUAGAAUGCAUCUUCCAAGACAACAUUGGUAAUUGUCUGAGAAAGAGACUCGCUAGGGACAUCGACAGGAUCGAAAUUGAAGUAUCUGGGAAGAAAAGUGAACCACCGAUGAGCGAGGUCAUCGAGCAGACCGGAAACUUUAUCGCUGAGUUCGUAAGCGAUGUGCAAGAGGAACUCCAAGAGGACGAAGAGGAGAUCGCUGAACGAGAAGCAGGUGUAGACGGUCAAGCACGUAGAAAGAAAUAUGGAAAGAAGAAGAAGAAGCAUAUGCAAAAGCUGAUGGCCUUAGCAAUGAUGUUCAAGGCCAAGCUCGCAUUACUCCUGCAAAUUAUCUCAACGCAUUUGCAAAUAAAGCUCUUCGUAAUCGCUGUUGUAAGCUUCAUCAUGAACGCAACCAAAUUCUGGAUCGAUCUUAAAAAGAAUCAUCAGCCAUCUAAAGUGAUCUAUUACGAACACGCUCAACAUCAACAUCAUUACGAUCACGAGGACGAUCAUCAUGGUGGUUAUUGGGGAAGAUCUUCAAACGAUUCGCCUCAGGAUAUCGUUUAUAGCUCGUACGUUCCUCAAGAGUAA
Vespula pensylvanica (western yellowjacket) is the source of this 672-nucleotide messenger RNA. RefSeq lists its product as uncharacterized. The record is from RefSeq and is a predicted model, not a curated record. The transcript is spliced from 2 exons. Bases 1 to 672 code for a protein of 223 amino acids. NCBI's taxonomy places the organism in Eukaryota, Metazoa, Arthropoda, Insecta, Hymenoptera, Vespidae.